Cyphellophora europaea CBS 101466 is the source of this 474-nucleotide messenger RNA. Its product is annotated as ribosomal protein S6. The transcript is spliced from 3 exons. Gene Ontology annotation, cellular component: mitochondrial small ribosomal subunit; ribosome. The record is from RefSeq and is a predicted model, not a curated record. Bases 1 to 474 code for a protein of 157 amino acids. Gene Ontology annotation, biological process: translation. NCBI's taxonomy places the organism in Eukaryota, Fungi, Ascomycota, Eurotiomycetes, Chaetothyriales, Cyphellophoraceae. Gene Ontology annotation, molecular function: small ribosomal subunit rRNA binding; structural constituent of ribosome.
AUGCCGCAAUCAAUCUUUCGUCCUCGCGGAUCACUAGACAAGACAACGAUGCUGUACGAACUAAUAGCCGUGGUCCGACCCGGCAACAUUGCGCACAUCAAAGAAAUCGCCACCAACACCGGCCGCACGAUCCUCAACUCCAAAGGCACGAUCCGCUCGCUCACGAACUGGGGCCAGUUCGACCUGCCGCGCCCAACCACCAAGCAUCAGACGCAGCACUACACGGGCCACUACUUCAUCCUGCAGUUCGAUAGCUCGGCGGCCGCGCAGCAGGAGGUCAAGCGCACGCUGGCGCUGGACCCGCGCAUGAUCCGCUUCAGCGUCGUCAAGAUGGCGGACAAGAUGGGCAAGCAGGCCGGUAUGGAGGGUAUUGAUGGCAACGACGGCGUGGUGCGCUGGGGUAAAGAGAGCUUGCUGGACUCGAGCUUGGGACUGAUGACGAGUCGGAGGGCGUUUGGGCAGGGGUUGCGGUGA